AUGGAUGUCAACUCCCUUUUCAACGUCAAAGGCAAGGUGGUGCUCGUCACGGGCGGGGCAAAGGGCAUCGGUCGUAUGAUCUCGGAGGGUUUUGUGGCGAAUGGUGCAAAGGUGUACAUCUCGUCGAGAGACGGCAAGGCCUGUGAGAAGGCCGCGGCGGAACUCACCGCUCUCGGACAACAAUCCGGCGGCAGCGCCAUCGCCCUCCCAGCCGACCUCCAGUCCCUAGAAGCCUGCAAAUCCCUCGCCGCCGAGCUCACCCGCCGCGAGGGCGACCGUGAAGGCCUGCACAUCCUCAUCAACAACUCGGGCGCCGCAUGGGGCGACUCCUUCGACACCCACCCAGACCACGCCUGGACCAAGCUUCUCACCCUGAACCUGCAGCGCGUCUUCACGCUGACGCAGCUCCUGGCCCCUCUCCUGGAGAAAGCAAGCAAGCGCGGCGGCGGCGGUGGUGACGACGACCCUGCGCGCGUAAUCAACAUCGGCAGCAUUGACGCCAUCCGCGUCCCGACCAUCGAGAACUAUGCCUACAGCGCGAGCAAAGCGGGCCUGCACCAGCUGACACGCACCUCGGCGGUGGCGCUGGGCCCGAGGGGGAUCACGGUGAAUACGCUUGCCUGCGGGCCGUUCCCUAGCAAGAUGAUGAAGGCGGUGCUGGAUAGUGCGGGGAAGGAGCUGGCGGAGGCGAACCCCUUGGGCCGCAUCGGGACCCCUGAGGAUGCUGCGGGUGCUUGUCUUUUCCUGUCUGGGCGGGCAGGUGCUUUCGUGAACGGUGCGACGCUCACCCUGGACGGCGGUAUACACCUGCUCUCUAGACUGUAAAUAAUACAAAGAAGCUCGACUGGGUAGGCGGUUCUUGACUCAAUGAAGACUUGGGCCACGAGUGGAUUCUACUGUAUGAGGAUCACUUUAUUCCCCAGCUUGCAUGCUGCUGGGCUGGGAUCCUCGCUCUGCCUUGUGGUGUGCCUGUGUCUUCCGCCUUUCUGGAUGAAGCGAUGGAGUUACGAGCUGGGUGAGAGAAGCCUCAUGAGACAGAGGGUACGGACUGUACAGCAUCAUGGAGGGGAGAAAGAAAAAAAGAAAAAAAAAAAGGGGGGGGGGGAAGGGGUGUCAGGUCACAGCCAACCAUACCAUGCGAGUGAGGCGCACAAUGAGAAAAUAUGUAGAAUCAGGCCCACCUCAAUAGAAAGGGCUUCUAGUCAUCUCUCAUAAAUUUGUAACACACUAGACUUGGUCC
Cryphonectria parasitica EP155 is the source of this 1240-nucleotide messenger RNA. Its product is annotated as NAD(P)-binding protein. The record is from RefSeq and is a predicted model, not a curated record. NCBI's taxonomy places the organism in Eukaryota, Fungi, Ascomycota, Sordariomycetes, Diaporthales, Cryphonectriaceae. The transcript has 4 exons. The coding region runs from base 1 to 825 and encodes 274 amino acids.